AUGGGUCCUCAAUUGAAGAUGUUUGCUGGGCCCCAGAUGGCCUUUCUCCGGCCUACAUGUCUAUCGACACCCUUUGCAGCUCUGCCAUUCGCACGAUGCUUCUCGACAACCACACCGGCUCUUGACUGGCUGACGCCAAAGUUUAUGGAAAAGUCCAAGUCUCCGAAAGGUCGUCCACAUGUUGCUACCGGCGGAUCUUCUCGGGGUACGACUGUUGUCUGGGGUGACUAUGGUUUGCGGAUGAAGGAUCACGACCGCCGACUCCCGGCGGCUUCGCUCAAGCUUGCCGAGGAGACAAUCAAGAGACGGCUGAGGGGUAUGAACUAUUCGUUGUACAAGCGGGUCAGUGCCAACAUUGGUGUCUACACCAAGGGUAAUGAACAACGUAUGGGUAAGGGUAAGGGAAAGUUCGACUACUGGACUGCAAGAGUGCCAGUAAGCAGAAUUGUUUUUGAGCUCAAGGGUGAUCUGCAUGAGAAGAUUGCGAGGGAAGCUUUCCGCUUGGCGGGUCACAAAUUGCCUGGUCUCUGGGAAUUUGUCAAGAAGGGCGACCCUCCUGUCGUCGGCCUGACAAAGCUCGGCAAUGGUGUUACUCUUGAAAGCCUCAAGCGACCACGAAGAAGUCCAGCCCUCGGAUCAAAUGAUAUGGCCACACCACCCUCCUCCACCUCCUCCAGCCCCUCCGCUUCUCAAUAA
This is a messenger RNA of Aspergillus clavatus NRRL 1, 696 nucleotides long. RefSeq names its product mitochondrial 54S ribosomal protein uL16m. Gene Ontology annotation, cellular component: ribosome; mitochondrial large ribosomal subunit. Gene Ontology annotation, molecular function: rRNA binding; structural constituent of ribosome. Gene Ontology annotation, biological process: mitochondrial translation. The record is from RefSeq and is a predicted model, not a curated record. The coding region runs from base 1 to 696 and encodes 231 amino acids. The transcript is spliced from 3 exons. NCBI's taxonomy places the organism in Eukaryota, Fungi, Ascomycota, Eurotiomycetes, Eurotiales, Aspergillaceae.